Molecule: messenger RNA, 1733 nt
Organism: Vitis riparia (riverbank grape)
Lineage: Eukaryota; Viridiplantae; Streptophyta; Magnoliopsida; Vitales; Vitaceae
Product: glucuronoxylan 4-O-methyltransferase 3
Exons: 2
Coding region: 296-1198 (300 amino acids)
Biological process (GO): xylan biosynthetic process
Molecular function (GO): glucuronoxylan 4-O-methyltransferase activity
Source: RefSeq, a predicted model, not a curated record
CGAGAAUUAGCAACACUUCUUAAAUUAGUUUAGCCUUAGAGGGCACAAAUCCUUUGGUAGCCGUUAUUAAUGAGUCACCCCACGGACUGAUCAGAAUAGGAUUUCUCUCCUUGGUCAGCCCCAAGGUCCUUACCUUUUUGUUUCAGCCUCAUACACCCAAAUCAGACUGUCCCCCCCACUGAGCCUAACAUAUAUCUUUUGGUUCAGACCCUAACACAAAUCUCAGAACCCUAUUCCCCAUUCUCUCUCUCUCUCUCUCUCUCUCUCUCUCUCUCUCUCAAAAUUCAGAAGAAAAAUGAGGCCAUCGAAGCCUCAAACCUCUAUCAACCUUAAGCUCAUCCUCGUCUGUUUUCUCUGUCUUCUCCUCUUCCUUUUGGUAUUCAAAUCAAACUUCACACCUUUCCAAGAAAAUCAUCCAUCACCCAUCUUAGAAACUCAUGUAUCAAACUCAACCAGUACUCCAGCUGCAGAAGAACAACCACCAUCACGAGAUUGUCCAUCUCUACCCCUCACACCAACUUGCACCAAAACCCCACCCUCCCUAGCCCAAGCUCUUGUCCACUAUGCAACCCUCAACAUCACCCCACAACAAACCUUCAAUGAAAUCUCGGUGUCCUUGAGAGUUCUUCAAAAGAAGGCACCCUGCAACUUCCUGGUCUUUGGCCUAGGCCAUGACAGCCUCAUGUGGACUGCGCUCAACCAUGGUGGCCGCACCAUCUUCCUCGAAGAAGACAAGUCCUGGAUCGAGCAAAUCAAGCAGAAGCUCCCCAGCUUGGAAUCCUAUCAUAUAGUCUACGACAGCAAGGUUCACCAAGCAGAUGAGCUGAUGGAGGUUGGCAUGGGAGAGGACUGCAAGGUUGUUGUUGACCCAAGAUUUUCCAAGUGUAAACUUUCAUUGAAGGGGUUUCCAAAUGAGGUGUAUGAUGUGGAAUGGGACUUGAUAAUGGUGGAUGCACCAACUGGGUAUCAUGAUGAGGCACCAGGGAGGAUGAGUGCCAUCUACACUGCAGGGCUGAUGGCUAGGAAUAGGGAAGAUGGUGAGACUGAUGUGUUUGUGCAUGAUGUGGAUAGGGUGGUGGAGGACAAGUUUUCCAAGGCAUUUUUGUGUGAGGGCUACUUUAGGGAACAAGAAGGCAGGAUUAGGCAUUUUACCAUUCCAAGCCAUAGGACUCGAUCCGGAAGAUCCUUUUGCCCAUGAAAAAUGAGGACCACUUCCGGUUUGAAAGUUGCUUUUUCAACAAAUUCAAUGACAUGGUAUGCAAGUUUUUACCAAAUUACAAGCAUUCAUGCAUUGAGUUUUGUGGAAAACCCUGUUUAGACUACUUAUUCAAUAGUCUCUCUUAGGUUCUUUUUCUUAUGUUUUCUUGAAGGGGGAAUUUUUUUCCCAAGUCUUGAAAAGGAGAAGAGAAGAGGAAAAACUUAUUAAAGAGAAUGUGAAGAAGGUUUCUUACCAAUAAAUGAGACAAAAUUAAAGAGGUGAAAGUUGCUUCCCAACAUAUGCCUUUUAUAGGCAUUUUAUUAAUUCCCCUUCUUGUGCCCUUUCUUGAGAUUAAUUUGGAGGGCCAAAGUAUGGGGUUUAGACCCUUUUUUAUUAUUAUUCUUUAAAUGAUUUUUCCUUGUUUUAUUGUGAUUUUUUUCCCACCCUUUUUCCCUUCCUUCGAAGGGUUACCUUGCAGCACUUGUAAGUAUCAUAAUUUCAUUAUCAAUGCACUGAAUUCUUGAGUUUGUAUCAA